UGUAUGAUUGAGGUUUCCGCCUUUGCUCUCAUUUAGCAGCUUUGAGUCAGAUGGGACAGGCUUGGCUUAGAUGCAAGCAUAGGUAGCGGCGAAAGGAGCUACAAUUUGGAGGAAAUCUAGCCUUCCGUCCAAACCUGGCUCAACUGGAGCCAGGUGUGUAGGAGGGAAAGGAAGGGCUGAUUUCCAGGGUCGUGCGGAGUCGGCGCAUCAAUAACGCAAAUUUAGCUGUUACUCCAACAUUCUUACGCAUUUCAGCUAUCAAGUUUAUCUCCACGGGACGGCGAAUAUGGCCACGCUUUCACCUUCCCCUGCAACUCUAGCUGAGACGCUGAGUUCGGCCAUCCGUGAUGCGCCAGCCUCUGCAGUCGCAACUCUACCGCCUGCACAACACGCCGCAAAGAGCAGUUCAGUAUUUAGUCUGCUCUUUCGUCUGAUAAUCAUGAUUUUCCGAAUCGUUCCUGGAAUAUUAUACUUUCUCGUCACCUUCACGACCAUUACACUCCCAACAUGGUUGUUUACGCUAGCAUCAACGAGCUUAACCUUUACGAUGAAUGCCACUACUUUGAUGCUAAUCCUGCUGGCAUUUGCUUCAUUUAUCAGCUGGGUAGUCAGAUACCGGUUCCUGAAUAUGUAUUCUCGAUUACCACCAGAGCCGCAGCGAAAGGAGCCACAAUUAGAUCUGUUUCCGGAUACUCAAGAAGGAGACUCAAAGCCCGGGCUUGCAAGCUAUCUGGACGAGUUUCUUAGUGCUAUCAAGGUGUUCGGCUACCUUGAACGACCUGUAUUUCACGAGUUGACCAGGACUAUGCAGACGAGGAAACUCAUUGCUGGGGAAACAUUGCUAUUGGAAGAAGAGAAGGGGUUCUGUCUGGUAGUAGAUGGGCUGGUUCAAAUAUUUGUCAAGUCCAAGCGAGACGGACCAGGUGCUGAUGCAGAAGCUUGGGAGAAUGGGUUCGAGGAUGAACAAGUGCAUCCGGAUGACGGUAACCAAGGAUAUCACCUCUUGACCGAAGUGAAGAAUGGCGCACCAAUGUCGUCCCUCUUUUCCAUAUUGUCCCUUUUCACAGAAGACAUCAAGCUACGUCAUGAUGAGGAGGAUGAAUCUGGCGUAGCCUCAAGUGCGUCAAGCGCAGGGCCAGGAAGUUCGCAGUUCCUCGCCGCCGACACGACCGUGUUGAGCAAUGGCGAAGCAGACUCGAUGCCCGCCAGUCCUGGCAUGGAAGGCUCGUUGCAGUCACCUUCGCAGCGCACUCGACGCUCAUCUACUCUCACUGGAACCACGGCGAGAGGGCGACUGCCAAGUGUGCCUCCACUGUAUCUUGAUAGAGAGGGGCACCCACAAGUAUCCCACCAGUCGCGAGAGAGCAGAUCAAAGCCGAAGACGAAGUCGGUGCAUCCGGACAUUGUAGCCAGGGCAACCGUUGAUACAACAAUUGCCAUCAUUCCUGCUACGGCGUUCCGCCGGUUGACUCGUGUAUAUCCUAAAGCCACGGCCCACAUCGUCCAGGUCAUACUCACACGGCUUCAGCGCGUAACCUUGGCGACUGGUCAUUCCUAUCUAGGUCUGACAAGUGAAGUACUCAGGACUGAACGCUUUAUGAAUAAAUACACUUCCUAUGAUCUUCCUAGUUUCCUUCGCGGCGGAGCCCUUGAGAGGCUGAAAGAAAAGUUUGUCGCCGAUCGGGAGCGGAUUGGUCAUGAAGAGGGCAUGAAGGGCAUUGCGCUACAUAAUCCUGGUGCGGGUCGCAGACGAAGGUUGAGUAGUAGACUGCGACGGGAGGCCGCAGCUCAUGCAACGCCUACAAAUCCUGGAGACACUUCGAGUGUGACCACCAUUGCGCAAGGUCAUUACGAUCGCGAGAGAAUAGGUGUCAGUCCGGGUGAUUUGCUUACGAAUAUUCAAUUUGCCAGAUAUGGUCGGCGUGGUUUUCCAAAUCAGUCCGAUCGGCGGACCCAAUUGAGUCAGCCGUUCAAAUCUCCAGAGAUUCUUUCGGAAGAAUCCACCAGUCCUCUGGGACAGAAGAACUUCAAUCCACUGGCAGACGGGACAUCUCAGCUGGAUCCCGGUCCCUUACGUCGGCAAGAAUCGGUGGAUGAAGAUAUUACAUUUCGAGAGUCUAUUCUUGAAUGUAUGCUCAAGGCCAUUGGAUUGACUGACGCAAAAAAUCACAUACAAAGGCCUGAGUCCGUCGAGCAAUCUCCUCGGUUGGUGCAAUAUGACUCGCGAAGGCAGAAAGCGGUGUUCAAUAAUGCUUUCGGGUUUAUUGACCCGUACGAAGGCUCAGCCGAUGGAGACACUGAGUCUGUAUCUUCUCUGGUGAGCCUUGGAGCUGCAAAUGGUGCUGGACUGCAUCAGGAAAUGAAGGAUGACAUUGAAAUUGUCUAUUUUCCGAAGGGUGCUGUGCUGGUAGAGCAGGGCGAGCGGAAUCCCGGCUUAUACUAUGUCAUUGACGGUUUCUUGGACGUCAGUAUCCCGGUAGAAGAGGGAAGCUCAGAAUCGAGCGUAGUUGGCCCUGCGCAAGCAAUGGGUGCGCCCCCGCAAGAUGAAUACGUGCCAGCAUCACAGACUGUGCAUGGCUCAUCCCGAGCUGGCCCUAUUGGCGGAGCCACAAGCUCUGGAAAGCGAAAGAAGACGCGUAAAAAUCUUUUUCUCAUAAAGCCUGGAGGAAUAGCCGGCUAUGUUGGUACAAUUUCCUCUUAUCGCUCGUUCAUUGAUGUACGGGCAAAAACAGAUGUCUAUGUCGGAUUCCUCCCUCGAGCCGCUCUUGAACGGAUUGUUGAGAAAUAUCCGAUCAUUUUGUUGACCAUGGCAAAGCGGUUGACUAGCCUCCUUCCGCGUCUUAUCCUGCAUAUUGAUUUUGCCCUUGAAUGGGUUCAAGUCAAUGCUAGUCAGGUAAUAUAUCACCAAAAUGACGAGAGCGACGCAAUAUACAUUGUCCUGAAUGGACGUCUACGGUCCGUAAGGGAAAACGAUGAUGGUGAAAUGAAGGUCACCGGCGAAUAUGGUCAAGGGGAGAGUGUUGGUGAGCUUGAGGUGCUCACAGAGUCAACUCGACCUGCCACUUUACAUGCCAUUCGUGAUUCAGAGCUUGCCAAAUUCCCCAAAACCUUGUUCAAUAGCCUUGCUUCUGAACACCCUGGCAUCACGAUUAAAAUUUCAAAGAUUAUUGCGCAGCGUAUGCGUGCAUUAAUCGAGGAUCCUGUGUUUGAUGCAGGCAAAGAGCGAACGAAUCCCGCCACAAGCAAGAAGGUCUCGUCGACACUCAACCUCCGCACUGUUGCCAUCCUUCCAGUCACGGCCGGCGUCCCUGUUGUUGAAUUUGCUGCGCAUCUCAGUGGAGCCCUGUCUCAGGUAGGCCCGACAAAUGGCGUAACUUCCUUGAAUCAAGGUGCCAUUCUUAAUCACCUCGGCCGUCAUGCAUUUAGUCGUAUGGGUAAGCUCAAGUUGUCUCAAUACUUGGCAGAUUUGGAAGAGAAGUACGGCAUGGUUCUCUACGUAGCAGACACAAACGUUAACGCGCCUUGGACACAAACCUGCAUCAGCCAAGCUGACUGCAUUCUUCUGGUGGGACUGGCUGAAGGUUCCCCAGCCAUUGGUGAAUAUGAGAGAUUCCUUGUUGGUAUGAAGACAACAGCACGAAAGGAACUUGUUCUGCUGCACACAGAGCGGUAUUCGCCUCCUGGUCUGACUCGGGCCUGGCUACGAAAUCGAAUGUGGAUCAAUGGCGGCCAUCACCACAUUCAAAUGACAUUUCGAUCAAGCACAGAGCCUGUUAGCUCGCAGCCCAGUCGGUUCGGAUCGGCUUUGAAGCACCGUGUUCAGGUGAUUCAAGCUGAAAUUCAAAAAUAUACAUCUCGCCGCAUUCGACAGACGCCUCUUUACUCCGCCGAAGCUCCGUUCAAGAGCGAUUUUCAUCGCCUUGCUCGUCGUCUAUGCGGAAAAUCUAUUGGCUUGGUUCUUGGCGGUGGCGGCGCCCGUGGAAUUUCACACGUCGGUGUUAUUCGUGCGCUUGAAGAAGCAGGAAUACCGAUAGACAUUGUUGGCGGUACUUCCAUUGGCUCUUUCAUCGGCGCCUUGUACGCUCGGGAUGCAGAUGUUGUGCCGAUGUAUGGACGCGCGAAGAAGUUUGCAGGACGAAUGGGGAGCAUUUGGAGGUUCGCUCUUGACUUGACUUAUCCUUCCGCUUCAUACACCACUGGGCACGAAUUCAAUCGUGGCCUGUUCAAAACUUUUGGAAAUUCUCAAAUCGAAGAUUUUUGGCUUGAGUUCUACUGCAAUACUACGAAUAUCAGCAAGAGCCGUUCCGAGAUACAUACCAGCGGAUACGCGUGGCGCUAUGUUCGCGCUUCCAUGUCGCUUGCUGGACUGCUUCCGCCGCUCUGUGACGAGGGCAGUAUGCUGCUUGACGGCGGUUACGUGGACAACCUUACGGUUGCACACAUGAAAUCACUCGGUGCCGAAGUCAUUUUCGCCGUCGAUGUUGGAAGCAUUGACGACGAUACUCCACAGGCGUUUGGAGACUCAUUGUCCGGUUUCUGGGCCUUUAUCAAUCGCUGGAACCCUUUCUCAGGAUAUCCUAAUCCGCCUACUCUCUCAGAGAUUCAAGCUCGUCUCGCAUACGUCUCUAGCGUGGAUGCCCUCGAGCGCGCAAAGACCUAUCCUGGAUGUCUCUACAUGCGACCUCCCAUUGAUCAUUAUGGAACCUUGGACUUUGCCAAGUUUGAUGAAAUUUACGAAGUUGGGUACAAUUUUGGCAGGAACUAUCUUACACAGCUCCGCGAAAAGGGCGUCUUUCCUCUUAUGGAGGAGACAGAGGAGAAGAGGAAUCUUCGAAGAACACUUGCUCCUCGCCGCGCCAGUAUUUAGUGCUUGUGCUUGUCCACUUACUGACUGAUUUGGUGGCUUUUUGGUUUCGAUACUUGGCUCGUUUGACGAAUUGUAUGAAUAGCGAUGCAUUGUAUGGGAGUUGAUAACUGGACUGAACACACUUAGGACGCAUCGGCUUUGUUUAAUUACUGUCCUAUGCAUAACUUGGCAUUGCUAGCAUUUUUUGUAAUUCCCUGCCUUCGGCUGCACAAUAUACUAUUCCCUUCGGCAUG
Molecule: messenger RNA, 5100 nt
Organism: Xylona heveae TC161
Lineage: Eukaryota; Fungi; Ascomycota; Xylonomycetes; Xylonales; Xylonaceae
Product: putative patatin-like serine hydrolase
Exons: 4
Coding region: 287-4867 (1526 amino acids)
Biological process (GO): phosphatidylcholine metabolic process
Cellular component (GO): endoplasmic reticulum
Molecular function (GO): phosphatidylcholine lysophospholipase A1 activity
Source: RefSeq, a predicted model, not a curated record